Messenger RNA from Blastocystis hominis, 1959 nucleotides. RefSeq lists its product as hypothetical. Gene Ontology annotation, molecular function: ATP-dependent protein folding chaperone; ATP binding. The transcript has a single exon. The record is from RefSeq and is a predicted model, not a curated record. Bases 1 to 1959 code for a protein of 652 amino acids. NCBI's taxonomy places the organism in Eukaryota, Bigyra, Opalinata, Blastocystidae.
AUGUCAGCUCAUGCAGAAAAUGUAAUGGCUAUUGACUUUGGGAGCAGCAACACCACUGCAAUAUAUCAAAAAGACCAUGAAUUACAAAACGUGGUAGACAGUAACGGUUUUCCAUAUAUCUCUUCAAUGCUAUCACUCAAUGAUACAUAUACGAUUGGACACUUGUGUAAAACCGAGGAAGGCCUAAAAAAGAAAGGCAAUUUUAUUCUGAGAAGCCCAAAGUUAUAUUUAAGCAUUAACAGUCAAAGCCAGCUGGAAACAUUGAAUGAUUUGAAUCAAGGUAUACACAAGGAAUUUCGCGAUGGGACGGUUUAUUUGAAUGGGAUUCAACCACUGGAGAUAUGUAGGAGGUUUAUAUCGAGAGUCAAGGAAAUGGCAGAAUAUCAGAGUGGAAGGAAGUUUACUACUGUUGCAUAUUCCUAUCCAGCAGAUUAUAGUCAAACGUUGAUAUCCAAUAUUGAUACAAUGAUGAAGGAGUGUGGAUUUUCAAACACAAUCAAGAUAUCGGAGCCAGUAGCAGCAGUAAAUACCUAUAUAACUGAAAACAAUAUAAGAAGUGGAAAGGUCCUUGUGAUUGACAUAGGAGGAGGUACCUGUGACCUGAGUAUUGUGAAGUGCGAAGCUGAGAAUGCAUUUGUGACUUAUAAAUGCGGAGAUAAUGAAAUGGGUGGAGUGAACAUUGAUCUCUUGGUAUAUAAAUGGGUGAAGGAGCAAAUUGAGAAGAAAUUUCCCAAUCUCUAUAAAUCUAUCACGCCUGAUAUUGAACGGAAAAUAAUGAAAGAAUGCAUAGAUAUCAAAGAAAAGCUCUCACGGAUCAAGAGUAUCACUCUUUAUUUGUCUGUAUUCUUCGAGAAUGAGGAUGAUGAUGAUGAAGACCAAUAUUACCUGACAAUCUCUCGUGAAGAAUUCGAAACAAUCAUAAAACCAUUUGUCUCUAAAUUCAUAAAAUUUGUGGAAAGGGCAGUAAACGAAGGUGAAAAGAGUUCUGAAUCAUUAGAUAGGCUGUCGAAGAGAUUUACUCGCGUGGUUUUGGUUGGUGGCUCUUCUGUGAUUCCGUUACUCCAACAGAAGAUCAGAGAUUUAUUCCCAGACCAGUUCUCUCUUAAUACAGACCCUCGCAAUGCAGUGGUAAAAGGGAAUUUUCACUUCGCAUGCCAGAUGCUGGACCAGCUAUUGAGACAGCGAACCCCCUUAGAGAUUACCCGUGGAAGACCAGUUAGACAACUGCACAUUAAGAAUGAUACAAUACCAAUUGUUCUUCUGAAUAACGUAGUAAGAGAUGCUAUCAGUGAGACGAUUUCCCUAAUGUCACCCAAUGGAAAAUGUUUCCGUUUACUGGAAAAAAAUACAAAGUUCGAAGAGGUGCGCGAUUUCAUGAUUACCAUCAGUUCUGACCACCAAAAGGAAAUCCAACUCUUUUUCUGUGAAGGAUCGAAUCCCCUGUUCGUAAAUAAUAAGUAUUUGGGAUCAUUAAAGUAUGUUUUUGAAUCUGGCGAACGCUUGUUAUCCGAACCGCAGUUUCUUAUUAAAGUUUGGAUGAGCUUUAAUUCUGUCUUUACAGUUGUUCUGGAAGAUCUAAAGGAUGGAAUUCAGAAUUAUUACGAUAUGAUAUCGCUUGAUCAUACAAAACAAGAUUAUACUCAAUCCACCCCUUUGAACCCUAUGAUCAAUAAUAAUAAUAAUGAUAAUAGUAAUAAUAAUGAUAAUAGUAAUAAAGGUCCUUCAGUAGAUUCGAAUAGCAGUGAGCAAGUCCCUGAAAAUGGAGAUACAGAGCAGUAUUCUGAAGAACAGUAUUCGGCCUUGAUCAAAGAGAUUGAAACGAAGAUUCUUAGUAAUCUGAAUCAAUAUAUUGGAGUAUUAUCUGAACUGGCCUUUAUUAAACGAGAUCAUGACAAAUAUAAUCAGUCUUUGCAUACACUUAUUGUCAGGCUGAAAAACUUAAAAAACAGCAUCAUCUAG